AUGGAACGAAUCGACGACGACUACCUCUGCGUAAAAGCUCAUGAAAACCACGUGACCAUCGCAAGCCAGACGUUUGCAUUCGAUCAUGUGUUCGGUCCCGAUUCCCAGCACGAAGACAUUUGGCCUUGUGUGAUCCCCUUGAUUGACUCGGUGUUCAAUGGAUACAAUGCGACGAUUAUUGCAUACGGCCAGGCAGGUACUGGAAAAACGUUCACGAUGGGAUGUUCGCAUAGUUCGUUUGUGGCCUCUCCAAAGGAGCGCGGGAUCCUACCUCGCGCUCUUCAUGACGUGUUCUCUCGUAUCGCUGCCAAGGCCUUGGACGUUCAUGGGUAUCACACAAAAGUAACCUUGCGCUUUUUCGAAAUCUACCGAGACGAGGUGUGGGAUUUAUUGUCCCAGGCAGAAGCGUAUAACACGACGUCUCACGCGUUCACAUUGGAAAACGCCAAGCAUAACCGAGCCCAUGAUGCGUGUGAAAUUGAAGUGUACUCUGCUGAUGAGUGCAUUGCAUUACUCGACAAGGGGACAUACUUUCGGACGACAGGAUUGAACAACGAGUCCAGCCGAUCGCACGCCUUCUUUGCGCUGACUAUGCACGAGUACGUCCCAGCCAACUCAAGGCACAUCAAGGACAAACUCGAAGGCUCCGUUGUGGAAUACGACGUGCGCAGCUGCACCUUCAGCUUCGUUGAUUUGGCUGGAUCUCAAGCGCACCUCCAAACCUACGUGCAUGACUACAACUUCCUCGAUUCCGCCAAGGACCUCUCGGUCCUUCGGAAUGUGAUCAACGCGCUGGCAGACGAAGCGGCGCAAGGUCGGGCCCAUAUCCCAUAUCAUGACUCCGCAUUGACAUGCGCACUGCAGGAUGCACUGGGAGGGAAUUGCAUGACCUUGGUAAUCUUUUGUGUGAGUCCCGCGGGCAAGGACAUUGCCGAGACAAAACGUUCGUUGUGCCUCGCAAAUCGAGCGCGUCACAUUCGAAACAAACCCCUGGUCAACCAAGCGGUGAAUGUUUUCGACGGUCUGCGCCAACAGGAACUUGGGAUUGGGCAGGUGGCUUUGGGUGGUCGAGCUGAAGACGCAAAUAUAACACUGAGUGAAAAGAUGACGGUUCAGUGUGGAGGCGAAGAUGUGGACAUGAUUCAAGGGCACAUACGGGCUAUAGAAGCUCUUCAUCAAGCAAAACACGACCGCACCAAUUCGCGCAAUCGGCCUUUGGGGACACUGUCAAGCGCUGAGGGUGGAAUGUGUUCAGGCGAUGUUGGGCAAGAAGACUGGAGAAUUAUGGACGGAGAGGCCGCGGACGCCAAGCUCGACGACGAAUUGCUCAUGCUGAUGAUGGCAAUGGAAAUCAACGUCAACACACAACCACAACUUGCGCCUAGUUGGAUUGCUGUCUCUAUGGACGAUUCUGAAGAUGAAUCAUUGCCAAAUGCGGUCUGUCAAGAUAUGACGCACAAAAGGGCUGCCGGUCAAGGCCAUGCAAUGACGGUUCCAUCUGCCUGCUCCUCAGACUUGCUCCAGCCUGGGUGCCAUCAACUGAACUCGACCUGUGCUACAAGUCUUGGCCGUGUUUGUCCUACCAACAACAGGAGGGCUGCAGAGCAUCCCGUCACGCUGAGCGGGGCUUGGAAGCAAGAGGAGCUACCCGAGGAGCAGACCACACCGCAGAAACAGGCUUCGAAUCGCAUUGAACGUGAACAAGCUCUAACGUUGAACGAGAUUGUACAAACCUUAACCAGCCCCAGGACACUCAACAAGAGAAUGCUUCAAAAACUGCACCGAAAUACAAAGAAGUGCGAGGACAUGCGCGAACUAUUUGAAGCAAUGGCAAGGGCCUUGGACGAAAAUGAGCGCUCCCUUGUUGAAGAGCAAAACAAUCUAUUGGAGAAACUGGACAAGAUGCAGUGUCCAGCAAACGACCCACGGCACAUUCAACUCUUAUUGAAGCUCCAAGUCAAAGACGGCGAGCUGACUGACCUGCGCAAAAAACAGGACGACUUGAAGCGGUUUGAAAACGUCAAACGCAAAAGUGGCAUUUUACUAGCAAAGUACCGGCUGUGCUGCCCCACACUCCCAUGCCUAGAGUAG
Molecule: messenger RNA, 2091 nt
Organism: Aphanomyces invadans
Lineage: Eukaryota; Oomycota; Saprolegniomycetes; Saprolegniales; Verrucalvaceae
Exons: 2
Coding region: 1-2091 (696 amino acids)
Biological process (GO): microtubule-based movement; mitotic spindle organization
Molecular function (GO): microtubule binding; ATP binding; microtubule motor activity
Source: RefSeq, a predicted model, not a curated record